AUGACGCAGCCCCAGCCAACCCGGCGGCCCGGCCGGAUGAGCCCGACCGCGGCGAUCAUUGGCCCGCCCCGCGCUGGCGGCCACGCCCCCAGAGGUGCAGCCACUCACCCCUACUCCCCCGCCCCCAGCCUCACCCGGCUUCCAGCCGAGCUACACAGAAGGCAACAGGCUCCAACGUCACCUGAGAAAGUUACCGACUUCUCCCAAACCUCAGCUGCUGCCACCUAUGUCCCCUCGUUUCCCUCCUCCCAGCAGGCCUGGGUGCAGUACAGUCAUCCUAAUUCCAAGGCCGAGAAGAAACUGGGGCUCAGAAGCUCCUGCCACGGCCUGCCCUUCCUGCAGCAGCUCCGAGCCUUCGGCCACUCCCGACCCAGCAGCCUGCCCGAGCUCGCCAGCAUGUCCGUGGUGCCACAGACGAACAAGGGCAAGAUUCUUGCCAAGAGAAUUAAUGUGCCUAGCAAGUAUAUUAAGCACUCUAAGAGCCGAGAUUGCUUCCUGAAAUGUAAGUACAGCUCUGUUGCAGCCAGAUUUCAGCGCAUGAGUGAGGAACUUGAUAAAAUUGGCAAGAGGAGGACUGUAGAAGGGGUUUUGACUGUCCCUGAGCACCGGCUACCCCAUGUGUUGCUGCUACAGCUGGGAAAAACUUUCUUCAAAUUACCUGGUGAGCUUAACAUAGGAGAAGAUGAAGUCGACGGACAAAAAUGCUUAAUGACAGAGCUAUUGGGUCGUCAAGAUGGAGUCCUGCAAGACUGGGACAUUGAUGACUGCAAUGGUAACUGGUGGAGACCAAAUUUUGAACCUUCUCAGUAUCCAUAUAUUCCUGCACAUAUUACAAAACCUAAGGAACAUAAGAAGUUGUUUUUGGUUCAACUUCAAGAGAAAGCCUUGUUUGCAGUCCUUAAAAAUUACGAGCUGGUAGCUGCACCACUGUUUGAACUGUAUGACAAUACACCCAGAUAUGGACCCAUCAUAUCUAGUCUCCCCCAGCUUUUGAGCAGGUUCAGUUUUAUACACAACUGAAUUCCUGCGCAGCAGAGAAGUAAGAGAAGCCGUCUUGGUGGGGAAGGAUAAACUGGGAGAUUGAGAUUGACAUAUACACAUUAUUGUAUAUAAAAUAGAUAACUGGGUUUCCCUGGUGGCGCAGUGGUUAAGAAUCUGCCUGCCAAUGCAGGGGACACGGGUUUGAUCCCUGGUCCGGGAAGAUCCCACAUGCUGCGGAGCAACUAAGCCCGUGCGCCACAACUACUGAGCCCGUGCGCCACAACUACUGAAACUCACGCACCUAGAGCCCGUGCUCCGCAACAAGACAAGCCACCACAAUGAGAAGCCUACACACCACAAGGAAGACCCAAAGCAGCCAAAACAAGAUAACUAAUAAGGACCUACUGUAUAGCACAGGGAACUUAUAUAUUUAUUUGUUUGUUUGUUUGUUUGCGCCAGGUCUUAGUUGUGGCAGGUGGGCUCCUUAGGGAACUCUUCUCAAUACUCUGUAAUAACCUAUAUGGGAAAAGAACCUAAAGAAGAGUAGAUAUAUGUAUAUGUAUAACUGAUUCACUUUGCUGUACAGCAGAAACUAACACAACAUUGUAAAUCAACUA
Messenger RNA from Globicephala melas (long-finned pilot whale), 1598 nucleotides. RefSeq names its product cleavage and polyadenylation specificity factor subunit 5-like. Gene Ontology annotation, cellular component: mRNA cleavage factor complex. Gene Ontology annotation, molecular function: mRNA 3'-UTR AU-rich region binding. NCBI's taxonomy places the organism in Eukaryota, Metazoa, Chordata, Mammalia, Artiodactyla, Delphinidae. The record is from RefSeq and is a predicted model, not a curated record.